CGGCGCAGAGCGCCCCUCCGCCUGGCGCGCCGCGUGGUCACGCCCAGCGCAGGCAUUAGCGCCCCCCGGUGCGGGGCGCGGGCGCCCGGGCAUCCUCCGGCACAGCGGCGGCGGCUGCGGCUCCUCCUGCCCGGCUCGGCUCGGCUCGGCUCUGCCCGGCUCUGCCCGGCUCGGGGCUCGGCUCGGGCACCGGCGCUCCGCCGCCCCCCCCUUCCCCACCCGCCCUCCCUCCCGCGCCGCCGGGCAACGCCAUGAAGCCGGCGGUGCUGGAAGUAAUGAGGAUGAACCGGGUGUGCAGGAUGGUCCUGGUCACGUCCGUGGGCUCCUUCAUCCUCGUCAUCUUCUACUUCCAAAGUACGUUGCACCCAGUAAUGCGUAGAAAUCCAUUUGGGAUGGACAUUUGCUGCCGGAAAGGAUCCAGAAGCCCACUCCAGGAGUUGUAUAAUCCCACCCAGUUGUCCAACACGGCAAUUCUUCAUCAGAUCAGACGAGACCAAGUGACAGACACAUGCCGAGCAAACAGUGUGUCUAGCAGGAAGCGCCGCGUGCUGACGCCCAACGAUCUCAAACACCUGGUGGUGGAUGAAGAUCAUGAAAUGAUCUAUUGCUAUGUUCCCAAAGUGGCCUGCACAAACUGGAAGAGAGUCAUGAUGGUUUUGACGGGAAGAGGCAAGUACAGCGAUCCAAUGGAAAUCCCAGCCAAUGAAGCCCACGUGUCUUCAAACCUGAAGACCCUCAACCAGUACAGCAUCCCAGAGAUCAACCACCGCUUGAAAAACUACAUGAAGUUCCUCUUUGUUCGUGAGCCCUUCGAGAGACUGGUGUCAGCCUACAGGAACAAGUUCACACAGAAGUAUAACACUUCCUUCCACAAGCGAUAUGGCACCAAAAUCGUGAGGCGCCAGAGGAAAAACGCAACCCAGGAAGCUCUGCGUAAAGGCGAUGAUGUGAAAUUUGAAGAGUUUGUGGCAUAUCUCAUCGACCCACACACUCAGAGAGAAGAGCCCUUCAAUGAGCACUGGCAGACUGUGUACUCCCUCUGCCACCCUUGCCACAUUCACUACGACCUCAUAGGAAAAUACGAAACACUCGAAGAAGAUUCGAAUUACAUUCUCCAGCUUGCAGGAGUCGGCAACUACCUGAAGUUCCCCACCUAUGCAAAGUCCACGAGAACUACUGAUGAAAUGACCACAGAGUUCUUCCAGAACAUCAGCUCGGAGCACCAAACGCAGCUGUAUGAAGUCUACAAACUUGAUUUUUUAAUGUUCAAUUACUCAGUGCCAAGCUACCUGAAAUUGGAAUGAGGGAUGGGUUGGGGGGAGAGUGGGGAGAGAAAGCUUGUUUUAUUUAAGAUUUUUAUUUGUCAUAAUAAAUAUGGAGAGUGGGUUAUUUUGUAAAUUAAUAUUUUCUUUUUUUUUUUUUUUUUGAAUGAUGCUGCGAGCAGCACAGUCAAAAUUAUUUAAAUCAACUGUAAGAAAGGACAGCUCUCUUUGCAGGGUAACAGGAUUGUGACGAUCUAGCUGUAGAAGUGAAUAAUACUGCUACACUGUUUAAAAAAAAUGUUAAUAGUGUUCUGGUGAAUUUCGUUGAUCUUGCAUUCCUCAAAUUCUAAUUAAUGUUAUUUAUACUUAUUUAAAACAUGGUCUCUUGGUAGGUUUCACUUUAGCAACAGAGAUAAGAUAACAUUUGGACAAAAGGAAUCUGGUUUUAUACUUUCUUCAGUUGAGCUUGUCUCUGGAUAAUAAUAUUCUUCCAUUAGCCUUUCAUACAGGUAAACACAGGCGUGGUUCUUGAUACCACAUGCUUUGAGAAUAAUGAUGGAAAUAAUUUCUGCAGAAAGUGAUAUUGCACUUAAGCAUACUAAAAAGCUGUCUUUCUAGCCCUGAAAGGGAAAAAAUAAAACAGAUUUUGAUAGAUACAUGAUCUCUAAAACCCAUGACUAAAAGAAAUGUGAAUGUAUUCUUUGGGAAGAGAAACCAUGAACUUUUUUAAAUCUGGACUUAAUGGUUUUAUCAAGAAUAUGAUGAGUCCCGUUGUCUCAUAAUUUGAAGCCCACCCACACAAAUGAAUGCAGAUUUGCGGAUGCUUGAUCUGAAAAAUCAGCAUUUUGAAAGUGGCUGUGGAGAUUUUUGAAUGCCGAAAGCAAUUGGUGUUCAUUUAAGUCAUAUCCAAGAUGGGGUUACUGGGGGAGCUCCAUCCUCUGAAAGUCAUGCCUCUCUACUUGAUCUUAGGGUGGGCAACCAGAAUUGGCUGAUGUGCUCCAAAAACACCAGUCACAAUAUGUUGCUAUAAAGGAUGUGGGGAUGUCAUUUAAAAAGUCAGAAAGUCAUCUUCGUGUUGAUCUCUAAGCAUGCAAGGCAAUAAAAAAGGUCUCUAAUCUUCCUACAUGCUGGUUUCAUGGCUUUUUCCUGUGGGGAAGGGGGAGUCUUCUCUUUUCAGUUGUUGCUGACAGGGAUGCUUCUGAUUUCCCAUGGUUAGGAUUUCUUCUCAGUCGGGUCUAGUGUAAGAGCACAGCCUUUUUACUGAAGGUGAAUGUCUCCGUGGCGGUUGUUUUGCUUGCUUUAAUGCGAUGCCCAUGAGACAUGUGGCCUGGAGGGCAGCAGGAGCUGAGUGGGAUGCAGUCCGGAGUCACCCGUGGGUGUCCUGCCCCGGGGCCUACUCAGGGCCAGCGCUCACCUGCCUUGGGUGCUGCGCUGAGCAGGGAUCCGAGGCUUUCCUCCAGUACCAGUGCCAGUAACGCACCGCGUAGUCCUCAGGGUGACCACCUGUGUUUGUGCCACCAGGCAAGCUACAGCUUUCCAAAAUCAAGGGGUAGCUUUGAUUGUGUGAGGCUUUGGGGAACAAAAGAGAGAAGAUUGGCAAAAGGAGGCCUAGGCUUUAGGCGAGGCAUUUGUGGGAAAGUUUGAAAGCUGUUCGCUAAAAUGGGGUUUUGAAUUGCCUGCAUGUGUAUCUUCUUAUGAUCAAACCCAAUGCUUCCAACAAUUAGUGAAGAUUUAGGUAAACUCAGUGGAAGGCAGAGCAGUAUCAGAACCAGAUCCUGACAACGUUGCAGUGUACAGUAGCUGAUAAUAGCUGCUGAAUUACGUAGCCUCCAGGACACUAGAUGGUUAAAGAAGUAACAUAGGUCUGUCUUAUUUUGUAAAAAUAAGUCACUGAGUAAAUCUCAGUGGAGAACAAAUUAGCAUAGCAAACAACAGCUGAACUCCUUUCAUGAUUGUGCUCAGUCUUACCCAGGCUUUGGGUCUUUAUUUUUUUAAUCAUAGCCUCCAAAUAAAUCUCUCAUCCACUCUGGAACAGGCACAGUUUUUGUAACCCAGGUCCUAUUUAUAACCCCGAUGGCUGGUGAAGCACUGGCUGCCUGAAUCUGACAGCUCUGAAUUUCUGAGUGGUUUCUGAUUGCUGACUAGUGCUUUACUUGAAAGCAGUUUGUCUCAUUUAGAGUAUGUGGAACUGUUGCAAGUGCCUAUCACAGUGUGCCCCGUCUUUCUUUUAUUUGUAGUUUGAUGAGUAUAUGUUUGUUAAAAAAAAAUAAAAAAUUGUAUGAGGGUAGAUUCUCCCUUCCCCCCCAUCCUGCAAGCUGUGGAUUUCUGUGCCUGUUUCGUGUUGUAUCCAACAGUGCUAAUAUUUUUGUCCCAUUUUUUCCUCAGUUAUCUGUUAAUCCACUCCAACAGAAUGUGAUUAUUUUUUUUUUCAUUUAAGAAAAAAAAAGGUUGCUUCAGAAAGUAAAUAUUUUAAAAGCAGGCUGUGCAUUCUCCCUUCUUUCUGUACUUUUUGCCUCACUCUCUCAUCACCACAUUUUUAUCUGUUCUUAAAUAUUCUCUUUAGCUUCACCACUUUGGAGACACACACACCAAAAAAACAACCACACAUAUUUGACAGCUCUGAUGAGGAAGCUUUAGGUGAAAAAGCAUGUUUAGACGAUCUGAGGGCUGGGUGCUGCUGGUGCUGGGAUUGUUGAGAGCAGUGCUGGGCUCAUUUGCCCCUCUCUGCCUCCAUGCAGAGGCCAGCCUGAGGCGGGUGCCCAGCUCUGACAUGGCCUCCGUGCGGUCUGGAGCAGGCACUUAAAACAAUCUCUUGCUAUUUAAAAAAUCCUGAUCCCAAACUGCUGCAAUCUGUCAAUUUAAUGUUUAAUCUGUUCUGAGGUGCUGUGAAUUGGUUGUAGAUUCCUGUUUAAAGUGAAGAGCUGAGAUGCUGGAUAUGAUCGUGUCCUGUAUGUUGAACGCAAAGCCCGCAUGAGGUUGAAGGAAGACCACAAAUGUUAAGGAAUAGAUUUUGUUUGGACUACUGGGUGUGCUGUUUUGACUGAGCCAAAAAAAAAAAAAAAAUCCCUUUCCCAUGACCCCACGUAGGAGGUUGUGCCUCCUCAUCUCAGCGAGCUGGUGGCCACCGCUUGCAGUGAGGGGACCAGAGCACGCAAUCCCUACAGGGGUCUGGCCUGCUCCUCAGCAAGGCCUCCUUGCGGGGUUCAUUUUAUAGCUGUGGCCACAGCUGGUCCCAGGAGACAAGCACGCAAAAUUCAAAACACGGAUGUGUCCAUGAGGCUACAAGGCCAACCAGAGAGCUGCUGUUUUGGAAAGAGGUACAGCAGUUAUGG
Molecule: messenger RNA, 4594 nt
Organism: Cygnus olor (mute swan)
Lineage: Eukaryota; Metazoa; Chordata; Aves; Anseriformes; Anatidae
Gene: CHST11
Product: carbohydrate sulfotransferase 11
Exons: 3
Coding region: 252-1304 (350 amino acids)
Biological process (GO): proteoglycan biosynthetic process; carbohydrate biosynthetic process
Cellular component (GO): membrane
Molecular function (GO): sulfotransferase activity
Source: RefSeq, a predicted model, not a curated record